AUAUGUUGAAUGAAGUAGGAGUUAUAUGAAGAGAAUGGUAUAUAAGAACUGAGAUGUAUACAACAAGCCAAUACAUAGCUAAUCAUGGUAGACAGAGUAGCUGGUUCCAACUAGAAAGGAUGUGAUAUAACAAAUUCAUGUGACGAGGGUACAAUCCUAAACUCGUCCCAAAUUGCAGUUUCCCAGUCGGCCAUUGUCACCCAGUAGCUCUGCAGCUGCUCUCGAGUCGCAACGAGGCAGCAAGCAGUGGGCUGAGGAGUUGUGUGUCGAAGAAAAAGGUGACACGCUAAUCGACAUCUCUCUGUCGUUCGAGUUUUGAAGACAUCGAGAAGGUUGCGGAAGAAGAGAGUCAGAUUGAUUGCCUUGCAGAGUAGCAGAUCGACUUGUUUCGGACGACUCGGAGGAUUUGGAGACUGCCGGCUGAUAUGCGGCGGUUUGGUAGCGUCAUUCGCCGGGGAGGUUGCGGUGCAAAGAACCUCGUCGACUCGGAAGCUCGCGUCGCGAGGUCUGCAAUCGGUGGCCCCUCGGGAAGGAGUCUCUCGGUGGGCGUUGAUCGCAGCAAUCAAAACGAGGGAACAUCAUCCGAGCACUCCGCAUCAUCUUCGUCUGAUAGGCGAUGGGAGGAAGAAGCAAGCAGAUUCUGGCAGGGAGCUAGGGUUCCGCUGAAUCCAUGGCAGCAGGCCGCUGUUGCUGUAGGAUCGGCUGUGGGAGCUGCGUUGAAUCCUGCCAGAGCAGAUCUUGUAGCGGCACUCGGUGAAACAACAGGCGGGCCAGCGUUUCAAAGGGUUUUGAAGAAAAUGAGAUCCAGUCCAGAAGGCCAGCGGGUGUUGGCCGACCGUCCAAGAGUGACUUCAGCAGCCAUGGGGCCUGCAUGGGACAUGCCUCCCAACACAUUUGGUGCAGCUUAUGCGAAAUUCAUGGGCGAUCGAAACUUCUCGCCGGAUGACAGGCCUCCAGUUCGCUUCAUAGACACAGAAGAGCUGGCGUAUGUUGCAACAAGAGCACGAGAGGUGCAUGACUUCUGGCACGUACUCUUCGACCUUCCGACGAGUGUGAUGGGCGAGCUGGCUCUCAAAAUGGUGGAGUUCUAUCAGACAGGGCUGCCCAUGUGUUUCCUGUCAGUGGCAGGCGCUUCCUGGAGACUCAAUCCCAAACAGCGAAACCAUCUUUUCACUCAUUACGCACCUUGGGCACUCAAAGCUGGAACGUCUUGUUCCGAUCUUAUGUGUAUUUAUUACGAGGAACACCUGAAUGAAGACUUGGAAGCAGUUCGAAAGCGCUGGGGUAUUGUGCCGGCCCCUCUCUUACCCAAAAAGAUAAACCGAGGAACUGCUUAUACAUUUGACAAAGUAUGAAUGUAAGGAAACAUGGAACCCAUCGCCUGUUGAGACAGUUCAAUGAAUGUGCACUCUUACUUUUCAGAUGGAUGUAUAUUUUUCUUUACCGUUGCAAUUCUAGUGCUAGGGGAUUGGGGCGCGGCGCGAAGAGAGAUGCUGGUAUGGUCAAAUGUAUAGAUUUAGUUUCUGGGUGAUACAUGAUACAAUUGCCUCGACCCUUGAAUGGACAAUUAAUUUGGUUAACUAAUUGAUCUUGUUAAUAUCUUUUAGCAUUCAGAAACCGCUUCAGUUCUCUGUACAGGGUUGCAUGAUCAAUUCGCAACGAAGUCAUGUUUGCUGCCUAUUUGUGCGUAGACCUUUUGUGCUCCUCUCUGGAAGAUUUUAAUCUUUGUGGACUCGCAAUCAAUGUACUGUAUACAUUGUCCAACAUGCAUUGUAAAAUGUAAUAUCCUUCAAAGAAGCUCAAGAUCUGUGCCUCCAUUCGUGUACUG
Molecule: messenger RNA, 1828 nt
Organism: Marchantia polymorpha subsp. ruderalis
Lineage: Eukaryota; Viridiplantae; Streptophyta; Marchantiopsida; Marchantiales; Marchantiaceae
Source: the annotation of a GenBank genome assembly